Molecule: messenger RNA, 2080 nt
Organism: Ceraceosorus bombacis
Lineage: Eukaryota; Fungi; Basidiomycota; Exobasidiomycetes; Ceraceosorales; Ceraceosoraceae
Source: the annotation of a GenBank genome assembly
AUGGUUCACGACACUGCACAGGGGCUCAAUGCUCAUCGACGCAUGGAACGUCAUCGUUCUCGAUCCCUUGCACCUCAUGAAAUGCCAUUGGAGACCCGGGACUACAUCAAAGAUGUUCGAGCAGCAGUCGAGCGUGCCCACGACGAGGCGCAUUCUCCUCAAAUCGACCGUCGCUUGGGACCUGGCUUCUUCGACCCGUUUGGCGGCAAUGAUGAUGACGAUGGAGACUCUCCCUCUCAUGACCAAGGUGGUGCAGGCGGUGAUGACGAUACCACUCCAACCAACACGCGUGGUCAAACUCGACCAGCAACUACCAGCGCCUCUAGGACAACGACAACCUCGAGUGACAGAGGCUUGCUGGAUACAGUUCUCGAUCCGUUCACUCGUGAGUUCUAGUCUUGCAUGACAAGCGUGUGACGACAUCGUCACCUCCCUGCCGUGUUGUAGGCCAUGUGACUGACUCACGGUCACACCACUUCGAACGGGCAUCUUCAGGCUCGCACACCACGACAAGCAGUAGUAGCACCAGCACUACCUCAUCGUCUACGAGCUCAUCCACGCGCACCACGUCAAGCAGCUCGCGAACGACCAGCUCAUCCACAGUGAGGCACACGACAUCUUCUACGGUUGGUUAUAGUUUUCGUCCCCUUUCUACCUUCCUACCCCCUUUCCCCGACUGUUUUGGGCCUGCGCCAAUGACGUCGAAGAGUGGGCUCCUUUGGAUCGAAGCUGCAUCGCAUGAUCGCUAUGCCUGCCUCGAUCUCACAAGCGAGCCCCUUUUUAGAUCGUUUUUGCUCCUCCCUCCGGAAUCUCUCCUCUCCUUGCCGUACCUUUCCGAGCUCGAUACUGACGCUGCUCCUUCCUUCGUCUGUAGGAGCCCUUGCCGACAUUGACCACUCCUACGCCAUCCACCGCCACGGCCGUGGCUUACGUCACGUCCUCGUUGAACACUGUUACGCCAACCGCGACUCCCGAACCUCAAAGUGACGGUCCCGGUGCCGGUCCCAUCAUCGGUAUUGUCGCUGGUGCUCUCGCAGGAGUAGCUCUACUUGCUGCCGUAAUUGGCUUCGUCGUCAAGAAGGUGAGGAGCAAGGAGGAUCCAUACGAGUCCAACCCCUUCGACCGUGACGAUUUCCGCCGUCAGAGCGCCAUGUUGCCCGAGAACUUUGACGAUGAAGAUGGCGCACCUAGCAUGUCCGAGCAUCAGCAUAACAACCUUGCUGCUGCUGGCUAUGGCGCUGCUGCUGCUGGCGGCAUGGCUUACGCAGGUGCCUCGCAGUCUUCUCACAACGCCUCUGGCGGGCCUCGUCCCCCUACCAUGUUUGAACGGCACAUGGCAGGCCCUGGCGCUCAGUAUGCCUUCGAUGAUGCCAGCGCGCCUCCCGUCCCUCAGGUCGGUGCCGUAUUCAACCAAGGCCCAGCACCCUCCCUUCCACCCAUGGCGUUUGGAGGCAGCGAUCCUUACACGCUUGCUGGGGUUGGAAACCGUGACCACGAGAACUUCAACAACUCUGUCAACCCUUACGCCCACUUGGAUCGCAACCGUUCAUUGGGCUCUGACCGCGGCUAUCAGCCCAACUUCCAGCCUGGUCAGCUCGCCUUUGGAGCGCAGGGCUCGCAGAGAGAGACGGACUUGGACCGCGCCGGCUCCAACGGUAGCGACUUUAGCCAAGGACAGGCCCUCGACGCUGCAACUCAGAACGGCCGCGAUCUGAUCUCGCCCUUCACGAAUCCCCACGAAACUUUUGCACACCACGGCGUGGGCCAGCAGUUUGAGGAUGACCACGCAUACGACACCGCUGGUCGACCUGGCACUGCUGAAGGACGCAGCGGCACCCCUGACUUGGACAACCCUCAGAAUCACUACGCUCCGACGGACACUAUCAAUGGCGACCAACGUCACUACCAGACCAGUCCUGAGCCUUCUGCUAGAGCCGCCUCUCCCUUCAACGCCCUCGACAGCCCGCCUCAGCAGCCAUUGCAAGUAAGAAAUCUCUUGCCAGGCCACUCUCAGCAACAACAGCGACCCAUCAGCACCGCUACUGAAGACCCAAGCGAUGCUUAUGGCGGCUGCUACUAG